Paramuricea clavata is the source of this 4906-nucleotide messenger RNA. The record is from the annotation of a GenBank genome assembly. Lineage: Eukaryota; Metazoa; Cnidaria; Anthozoa; Malacalcyonacea; Plexauridae.
AGGAAACUGACCAUAGAAAUAUUUCUAUGGAACUGACUCAGUAUUUAACACCGAGUCACUUCCAUCAAACAUUUCUUACAAAUCCUUCAAAUUUUUACCUGUACAAAAUUCCUACUGUGAUCACAGAAACUUUGAUAGUGUAACCCCCCCCACACACACACAGCCCUGCACCUACCUUGUUGGUUUUUGAGUGUGAAACUCUUGCCAAGAUUGAGAGAGCUUUACACAUACAUAUUGAGCAAAAUAAAAGAAGUCUGAAUAGUAUAAUAACAGCAAUAAAGUAUCACUCUGCCUCUCCAUAUUCCAUAAUGUUAUGUACAUUGAAAAUACUGUACAGUAACUCAGGAUUGCGUCGCCUGAGGAAUGGAAUUUUACAGCCAUUACUUGAUUUCUUGCCGAAAAUCAAUCGUGUUCAUUAUGACGUCAUAAUUGCUAAAAACACGACACGCAAUCUGUGCAGCACGCGCACGUUCAAACUCGUGAUUUGCGUCAUAAGUUUGUACACGGAGCAAUCUGGUACUGUCAGUUCUAAACUGUUCUCUCUAGUGUCCAGUAAGGAUCAUCUCUUAUUGAUUCAGUAUUAGAACAGGAGGAAACCUAAACUAAACUGCCCCCUUGGGGUGGUACCAAGAGUUCGUAAAUUGCACAAUAAGAAUGCCCAUUUACGUAAUUAAUAAAAUUUAUCCAAGAUAUCGCAUAACUCAUAACACUCUGACGUAAUCCUUAAACAAAUAUCUAUGUUGGGUUAACAUAUGAACGUUUUCAUCCUAUUGUCUAUUGUAGUCAGUUGAAACCCCAAAGCUUAACCUAUCAAUGUAAUGCCGAUGCAAAUUUAUUAACGUUUAACAAUUUUCCUUGAAAUUGCAUUCCAGACGUGUUCCGAUUCGUGAUUUCUGUAAUUUGAUACUAUAUCAUAUUUGUACUAGAGGGCAAAAGUUAUUUGAAAUUGUAUGCGACACACGGAUUGUUAGUUUUUGCGGCAAACGGCCGAAUUUGAUGUUGAAUAACUGAAAUUGAGUGAGUGUAACAUUUGGAUGCAUACAUUUCACGAUUCGAUUCGUUCGGGAUAUCUGUUUACCUAGUCCCUUAUACUAAAUAUGGAUUUGACAUUUUGUAUAAACAGUUGACGAAAUCUUGAGAUUGUAGAAAUGGAGGAUCUUGUAGAAUGUGGCUUGAAAUCUGAAGAAGAUGUAGUGCGUAUCUUGGAUGAACGUUUUCAGAGACAACAAUAUUAUGUAAGUAAAGAGUAUAUUCUAUUGCGAAGGCUGCUUUAAAGUUUCUCUGAUCGAAAUAAGAAUUUUGGAUAGAUAAUUCAGUGUUUAGGAUUAAACGACGAGAUUGGAUCUAACCACACAAGUCAUAAAAAAUAUAAAUACAGCCUCAUGUGUUCCCAUGAAAUGUCCAAGUAGUUUCUUCAGUCUCGUAUUUUUCGGCUAUUGUCAUCUAGGUAUAGGAAAACUUUGUCUGGCCUCAGUCGUCGAAGGUCGGAUGGCGCUAAUCAGGCUUUCUGAAAUUGUCUGUUGACUGGUCAGAUUAUACUUUAGAAUUUGUAAAUUAAAAUUUCUUUCUAUUAAAUGUGAGGUCACAUUAUAUAUAAACGGUUUCUUAAUCUUGUAUUAUUCAAAGCUCGCCGUAUGAUAACACAUUGUGUGUGUAGUAGCUACUAUGUACACACAAGUAAAGUUAUCAUAUUUCGCUGCUCUGGGAAUCUCCAGUACAACUCUGGACCAAAAUCUGUUUUCCAUUUACUCGUGAAGACCCAUCUACACGACACAACUUGUAGUACACGAUUGUCAUUCUGGCGUACGAAAACGACAGUUGCCAUCACUCACUCCUGUUUAUCAGUUUUAGCGCGAAAUCUGACAUCUUUACACGCAUUUAUUCAACAUACGCCAGGAUAGGAAUCGUAUGCCACUAGUAUCGUUUACAUGGGCCUUAACGGUUUCAAACAGACUAUAAGGUGGCCGAUGUAAUAUAGUAUUGAUAUAUCUCUGCAAUCAGGAAAGAACCUGAGCACACAUGCUGUAUUAUACUUUUGUAUUGCAAGUGUAGUCUCAUGUGAACAGGCUAAUAAAAAGACAAGACUAGUCUAAAUCGACAUCUAUAUAAACUAGGUCACGACAGCUUUGACUGAUAAACGAAAACAUGUUUAUGUUCUGAUUUUAUGUAUAUUUUUAGGUCGAUGCAGGAGACGUGCUGGUCACUGUGAAUCCCUGGAAGUCCCUUAAACAUGCUGAGAAAGAGGUACUAUAUAUUAUAUUUAAAGCUGUCCUGAGUUCACGUCUACGCUAAGCGGUGUUAAACAUAGAUAUCUGGUGUUAAACCUCGCGUGAUGCUGGUGGCCUGACGUGACAACAAACGACGCAGAUAAAACUGGAUGGAUACGAGCACGGCUAAGACCCCGUUUACAUGGUACCGGACGAAUUUGGGACGAGAACUACGGAACCGGACGAAUUUGAGACUCCAUAACAGGACGAAUUCGCGUGUAAACAGGCGAAAAAGGACGAAUUUGAGAUCCCCUAACAGGACGAAUUCGCGUGUAAACAGGCGAAAAAGGACGAAUUUCAAACAGGUCCCAAAUUCGUCCGGUACCGUCGGGGUCUAACUGUACGAAUUGCGCGCGGAGGACUGCGAUUGUCUCCGAAUUUGUCCUCGUGUGAAGAUGGGCUAAAGUCACGUUAUAUGUCACUCCAUGCCAUAAUGACAGAGGGAAAUAUUUUCAACUCAGCAGGAAGUUAUUUUAAACUCUGCAGGAAAAAUAAUACCAGACGAACGAAUUAAACAAAAAAUAAACAAAGCGAUAUACUCUUACAAACACCGACGUAGUUUAUCUUACAACAUUGACAUCCGACGCGUGUGAUUUAUGUAUAGUGUCUGUCUGUCUAUACAUUGCUAUUUCUUAAAUGCUUGAAAUGUUUUGCGUGAAACGAGAAAAUAGAUAGUUUUUUUUUCAAAUGUUUUUUCUUUUGAAGUCAUGACAAGAUUACCGGGGAUUUAAUUAAUACGUUUCUGCCUGCGUAUGAACAGAAUAUCCAACAGGAAGUUCAUUGACCUUUUUAAAAGGUUUAGCAAAUGAUUAUCAUUCCUAUGAAUGUAUACCACUGAGCUACACUGUAUUACUGGAGGACGUGCUCGGCAUAAAAAAGUGAAGCCAAAAACAUGGCGGAUUUUGGCCAGUUAUUAUACAGCUCACUGAUGCAUACCGAAGAAUCGGGGCAUAGGAGCAAGUGCUCCCAAGUUUUCUGUAAUAUGUCCUUAUCCCAAGUCUAGUCAAUCCCAAAAGUCUCCUUGUCUUAUAGACAAGUUGAACUCCGGAAAGAACAUAUAUAGAGAGUAGAGUACUGUAUUACCUCCGAGCAAUAUUAAGCACUCCAGGAUAAAAACAUAAAUAUCAUUGUAGGUUGUAGAUUUUCUCCGUUGUUACAAAAGCAAAGACAAACACCAUCCCCUCCCACCCCACCCGUGCAGUGUAGCGGAGAAAGCCGUUAGAAAUGGUUCAGAUGGCGUCAUCAUUCCGUUGGGAGAGAGUGGUUCUGGGAAAUCCAGCAAUGUUCAAAUGAUCUUGCACUACCUUGCGCUGCGCUGUCACGCACAGGAGCAGUGGUCUAAAGACGAAAUCUUGGCGGUAAGUUGCCGUAGACUGCGCUUUCGAAAUGUUAUGAUCAUUGGUGGGUUCCAGGGCAGUUCCAGAUCGUUCCAGGGCAGAGCGUUCCAGGGCAGAGCGUUCAAUUCUAUUCAUUUUUCCUCCAAAUACAAGACAACAUAUAAUGAACAGAAUGAACAUUAUUUUCUCGCUCUGAUAACUGCAGGUUUGACACCAUGCAAGGAGGUAGUAAGGUGGUUAGGAAGAUCCACUGAGCUAUGGUAAGAUUCCUGACUCGUUCUCAAUCGCUUCUCCCGCGUUGAAUGUUGAGAAUGAACAUGUCCAUGGGCCUUUGGGUUCUAUUAUUCCAACCUCCAAACGCCUGCCUUACAAGCUGAUCUUAACUUGUUCAAAGUAAAUUUGACUGUGGGAGAGUGAGGUAAGAUCCCACCUCGUACUACAAGACAAACUCAUACUCAGUGUAUUUUUCACCUUUUCUUCAGAUCAAUGAAGUGUUGGACAUCUUCUGUAAUGCCAGAACAUUGAUUUGCUCUAAUUCAACACGUUGUCUGAAAGUUUAUGAAGUAUUUUUUGACUCUAAGGAACAUCGCGUACUCGGAGGUGAGUCAUCGGAAAGGACUAUAGCGUCAAUGUUUGUUUUAUUUAUAUAAUAGUAUAACACAACUAUUUUUUAUUUCUAGUCAAUGUUAAAAUCAAUAUUCUUGAGAAGAUGCGUGUGAUCAGUCAAAUCAAAGUAUGCCAUGUUUAUCAGUUUACAUACCUGGAGAAACCACACAAUCGAACUAGUUCAAAACCGCGGCAAAACCGCGGCAUAACCGCAACAGAACCGCGGCCUAACCUCACCUAAACCGCAUUAUUUGAUUCGCCACAGUUUCAACUUUCUCUUUUUAAAAUAGGGUGAGAGCAGCUUCCAUAUCUUCCAUCGUUUGUUAAAUGGACUCAAUUCAGAGCAAUUGCAGAAAUACCUCCUUGACGAGGACCACAGGUAACAGCGUGAUUUAUAAGACGAUCCAGUGAAGACGAUGACCCUCUCAACAAUAUUUUCAAAGUUUCUAAAUGAUUGACUAUUUUUCUUAUACAGAUAUGUACCUUCGCUACCUAGAGAAGCAUUUUGUGAAAGUGAUAAUUCCCUCUCACAGUCUCUGAAAUGUUUAGAGAGAAUAGGAUUCAAUGAAAAGGUUGGUACUUGUCGAAGUAAACUAACUUUAUUUAUACUGCAGAGCUCUAUCAGUUCCAAAUUGUUCUCCCUGGAGAUUGUUCUCCCAGUAAGAGUCAUCUCUUAUUAAUCCAGUGUUACUACAG